Molecule: messenger RNA, 546 nt
Organism: Habropoda laboriosa
Lineage: Eukaryota; Metazoa; Arthropoda; Insecta; Hymenoptera; Apidae
Exons: 2
Coding region: 1-546 (181 amino acids)
Source: RefSeq, a predicted model, not a curated record
AUGGAUAAUUUGCAUUCAUCAGAUGUUCCAAAUGGAGAGAAAGAUUCAAAUGAAAAAGUUAUUCGUAAACGUCGGUCUUCUGUCUUUCAGAGUCGUGCGUCUACAUUUAACGAAUGUGAAGGUGUAUCAUUUGGAGAGACUGCAAAAGCUGUUGACGCUGUGAAAAAUACGUCCGAAGUAUUACAAGAGGAAAAUUUUAAUUUGAAAGAGUACAUAAUGUGCUUAAAAAAUGAAAGAGAGGAAUGGAUAGAUACAUUGAAACAAAGAAAAGCACAACGAAAGAAUCUUACGAAGGAAAAAUUGCAUUUUGAAAGUCAAGGACAACUUCUAGAUUUGAGUAUUUUGACAGACUGUGAAAAAGCCUUCAUUAGAAGCAAGCCUAAUUAUCAAUAUAUUUGUAGAAAUUAUAAAAAACUAUUAGACAUAACGGUGAAGUUAUCAGUGUUACAUAACAAAGUUUACAAAUUAAAUCAAAGGUUUAUUUCACAAAUGGAGGGAAAACUACAUAGGAUUACUGAAAAAGUUAUUGAAAUAUCAAGGUCGUGA